Molecule: messenger RNA, 576 nt
Organism: Drosophila grimshawi
Lineage: Eukaryota; Metazoa; Arthropoda; Insecta; Diptera; Drosophilidae
Exons: 1
Coding region: 1-576 (191 amino acids)
Cellular component (GO): extracellular region
Molecular function (GO): chitin binding
Source: RefSeq, a predicted model, not a curated record
AUGUUGAAACUGCUAAUUGUAAUUGGCUGCUGUCUGCCGCUCAAUCAGGCGGCAUUCCUGCAGGAGUGCGAAGGUGUCAUCAUCAGUCGCGUGCCGAAUCCAAAUCCCGAGUGCAGCGAAUAUGUCUUUUGCAAUGGCGAUGAUUCCUAUUAUUGUAACGAUGAAUGCAUCGAGCCCGUUAGCUGUAAUGAUGCGAAUGAAACCACAGCACAGGCUGCACAGAGCACCACCACAACUAGCACCACUAUUACCACUGUGGCAACAGAGCAGCCGCAGCAAACCGAUCCAAAUCCGACCAGCACAUUUGAAGCAAGCAGUAGCAGUAGCAGCAGCAGCAGCACCACCACUCCAACACCCAGUACCACUUCAACAGCAGCCAGCAGCACCACAGUCAGCAGCAACAAUCUGCAAAUCAUUUGCCGCAGGAGUGGUCGAGAUGGUGUCUAUCCUUAUCCAGCAAACGAUAACUAUUAUUAUCAGUGCAUUUCGGGGUAUUUACUUUUGCAGCAAUGCCCGCAGCAUUUUCAUUUCGAUGAGUCACUGAGUAAAUGCAUCGGCACAAACCCUUAUCUUUAA